This is a messenger RNA of Nothobranchius furzeri (turquoise killifish), 692 nucleotides long. It is a transcript of the gene fabp4a, whose product is annotated as fatty acid binding protein 4a. Gene Ontology annotation, biological process: fatty acid transport. The record is from RefSeq and is a predicted model, not a curated record. Lineage: Eukaryota; Metazoa; Chordata; Actinopteri; Cyprinodontiformes; Nothobranchiidae. Gene Ontology annotation, molecular function: fatty acid binding. Gene Ontology annotation, cellular component: cytosol; nucleus.
GCUGGCGCCUGUUAGCGCACUUGUUUUCAAGAAUUCGGUCCAGAGGAAAGUCUCGGUUCUUGUUGGAGUUUUCCCUGAAAAACAGCAAAAAUGGUUGAGAAUUUUGUUGGAACAUGGAAGAUGAUCUCCAGUGAGAACUUUGAUGAGUACAUGAAGGCUCUUGGUGUGGGCUUUGCUACCCGCCAGGUGGGGAACCGAACCAAACCCAACUUUGUUCUGAGCGUGGACGACCAAGGGACCAUCUGCAUGAAGUCUCAGAGCACCUUCAAGACCACCGAGGUCAAGUUCAAGCUCAAUGAGCCUUUCGAGGAGAUUACUGCAGAUGACCGGAAGACCAAGACGGUGGUGACUCUGGAAAAUGGCAAACUUAUGCAGAAACAGAGCUGGGAUGGCAAGGAAACGAGCAUUGAGCGGGACAUUUCUGAUGGGAAAUUGAUAGCAAGGUGCAUCAUGGGAGAUGUGGUUGCUGUGAGGAUGUACGUGAAGGAGGCAUGAGUCUUCCAUUGGAUGCUUCUGGAUGAUGGGCUCAGUUCAAUGAGCGUAUUCCCCAAACUGAACAGUGUGUUCUGCUCUUACUCUUGAUCUUCAUGGUGUUGCCAAAGCCACAUUUUUUUCUACCUGUUUUUUCCCAACAAAAUGCAUCUGGAUUUGUUUGGAAUUGUGAAUUUAAAUAAAGUAAUGAGUGCAGAGAA